Molecule: messenger RNA, 1812 nt
Organism: Aureobasidium musti
Lineage: Eukaryota; Fungi; Ascomycota; Dothideomycetes; Dothideales; Saccotheciaceae
Source: the annotation of a GenBank genome assembly
AUGACAGACUCCCAAUACGAUUACAUUGUGUGCGGCGGAGGCACAUCCGGCUGUGUGGUUGCAGCCCGUCUUGCCGAAGAUCCCUCUCUUCGUAUCCUCCUGGUCGAAGCUGGUGCGCACAAUGAGCAUCUCGAGAACGUUCACAUGGUCGGUGGAUGGUCAAAGAACUUCGAUACUCCUCAGGAUUGGAACAUUGUCACGGAGCCGACACCAGGAAUUGACAAUCGACAAGUCAAAGUCAGUAGAGGCAGGUUUCUUGGUGGCAGCAGUGGUGUCAACGGUACGCUCUGUAUCCGAGGAACAGAACAGGACUAUGAUGAUUGGGGAUUGGAAGGGUGGAGUGGAAAGGAAAUGUUUGAGGCCAUGAGAAAGGUGACCAUCUACAUUCGAGGCGAUGAGGUGGUGCUGACAAGGACGGUAGNNUCUGAGACGUUCCACAACAAAGACUGGUUCGAAGCCAGCGAAGGUGCGCACGGUACCGAUGGACCACUACACAUCGAGCCUCAUGACUUGGCAGCAAUCUCGAAAAAGCUGCUUGACUCAUUUGAGAGUCAUGGUAUGCCUCUUCACCCCGACAUGUUCACCACUGGAGAGACAGCUCAGGGUUGUGGACAUGCUCCUCGUACUGUGUACCAAGGACUGAGAACUACUGGUGCCGACUUUGUUACGAGGGACCAACAAAAGGCCAACAUUGAAAUACUGGUCAACACAGUUGUGGACAAGAUCGGAUUCCAGGAUGUCAACGGACAGAUGACGGCUCGCAGUGUCGAUUUGAUGGGGCCAGACGGCACACGAAAGACAGUGCAGGCAAAAUCUGAGAUCAUCAUAUCUGGCGGGGCAUACUGUACUCCUCCAAUACUUCUUCGCUCUGGUAUCGGGCCACGCACAGACCUAGAGAGAAUGGGCAUCGAGUGCUUAGUGGAUGCACCUGGGGUCGGACAAAAUUUGCUUGACCACCUCAUCGUCUUUGUGUUCUACGAAACCGAACAAGCUGGAUUGACAACCGACCACCAUGUCUACCACGGAAACAGCCUCCAGACGACAUAUGCUCAGUGGCAGAAAGAGAAGACAGGUUUCCUCUCCACAUUCCCAUUUGGAGCUUUCGCUUUUGCUCGACUUGACGAAAGACUGAAGGACGACUUAACUUGGCAAGAAGCGAUGAAGGGGGCCGAGCCAGGCAGAGAUGCCAUGGGUCUGACCAAGAAUCAACCCAACGUCGAGUAUUUCACUACAGAGUGUUAUGNNGGUAAGACUAUCGAGCUGCAUGGGAACAUGAGAACUUUGGCUGACCAGAUAUACAGAGGCCCGAAGCAGUAUGCGGAUUUUCCGAUCGACAACAAGCACGCCUUCGCCAUGAUCACAGAACUAUUCAGCCCAAGAUCGAAAGGAACGGUUGUGUUGAAAUCGAAGGAUCCCCUGGAUAACCCUAUUGUGGACCACAACUAUCUUUCACACCCACUAGAUCUGCUAGUUCUGACAGAGGGUGUACGUAUGGGCAACGAAGUGGUUAUGCUGGGCAAAGGCACAAAGGACAUUGUGAGGGGGUCCUGGCCAGCAGGAACAGCAAAGAUGGGCAAGGCAUCAGACAGAAUGGCUGUGCUAGACGAGAAGCUCCAGGUACGUGGCGUCAAGGGACUAAGAGUCGCAGACUGCUCCGUUAUGCCGACUUUGCAUGGCGGCCAUACUCAAAUGCCAGCAUACGGCAUUGGUGAGCAGUGUGCCAAAUUCAUUAGACAAGAUGCCAGGGCAACAUCGAACGAGCUGGAGAGGAUGGACAGUGCCAUGCAGGUGGAGAAACAGGAUCUGAAGUGA